UGUCUCACUCGUUGUUCGUGCGAGAGCUAUUCGUCGUGUUCGCAGCUGUCAUCGCCGCCAAACGAGAUCCGUUCGCUCUGUCGACCGUUUUCCGAGCAACCGCCGAGUCGAAUUGGAUCGAAGCCGUUUGUCGCACGGCGCACCAGGUCGGUGUCAACAGCAGCGUUGGUGAAUGCGAACGGUAGCGUUUCAGAUGAAUCAAGCGGACGGAAGGGAAAAGGGAAAAGUCGAUAGCGGAUCGAGUGAAACGCAGGCACCGGGUAGAUUGAAGAUGGACGAUAGAAGGAGAAUUGCUAUAAUUAUUGUUAACCAUCUGAAAAACGAACUAAAAUCUGGUAAUUUCUCUGAAGAUUCCGUGGAGAGCUUGGAAGUAGCAGUUCAAUGUCUUGAAUCGGCAUACAGUUUAAAUCCACCAGAUUCAGAUCGUGUACAUAUCAAUUUGGAAAAUAUCAUAAAAGAAUUUUAUUUAAAGGCUAGUUCUGGACCCAAGCCAAACAAUAAGAAAUCUGAAAUAAGUCAAGCUGAUAAGGAUGAAGCUGAAUGGCAUAAGCAAUUUGGGAAUGAUCACAUGAGAAACCAAAAUAAUGAAAAAGCUAUUGAAGCAUAUUCUGCAUCCAUUUCUUUAAAUCCUACGAAUCCGAUUUAUUAUUGCAACAGAGCUGCUGCCUAUAAUGCAAUUGGCAAGUAUAAUGAUGCCAUUGAGGACUGUCAAAAAGCAAUUGAGCUUGACUCAACAUACUGCAAAGCAUACUGCCGUUUAGGCUUGGCUUUUACUUGCUUAAAAGAUUACCAAAAGGCUGUGUCAUGUUAUAAAAAAGCAUGUGAAUUAGAUCCAGAAAAUUUAGGUUAUCAGAGAAAUUAUCAACUAACUUUAAAUAAUUUGCAAACAGUUACUGAACAAGAAAUACCACAAGAUGAUUCUUCUCCCACCACCGCUAACAGCGCCAUGGGUUCUCCAAAUUUAAUGGAAACUGCUGCACGCCUGAUGAAUGAUCCAGAAGUUAACACAGUGUUAAACACCAUUUUGGGAGAUGUUGAACAAUCUUCUGGUGGAUUAGAUAGACUUAUGCAAGUUGGACAAACUAUAGUCACUCGUCUACAAACAUCUAAUCCCAAUAUAUUAGAUGGGUUACGAAUGCAAUUCCAGAGUGCUCAUAAUGAAGAACAAUCAUCACCACAAAACGGAUAUCCUGAUGAAGAAAAUACUCCUUGAAUCUAUGAAACAUACAAGAAAUUCCUUAAUUUUUUUUAAUUAAUGAUUAUCCAUGAUAUUUUAAAAUUAAUUAUUAUUGGUGUUAUUCUUUAUCAUUUAGUUAAAAAAUAUCUUCAAAAUAUUGUAUCUAUUCUAUGAUAAAUAUUGGCCAUAGUUAUUAUGAUAAAGAAAUACUAAGUAUAAGUUAUAAGUAAUAAUACCUAAACAUAUUAUAUUACUAUACUUCUUUAGUUGUUCCCUUUUUUUUUUAACAACGCCCAUUUCUUUAUGCUUAUAUCAAGAUGUCAGACUUAAUUUGAUUUCUUAUCAAAAAGUGUCAUCACCCCUUAAAUAUUUUAUUAUUGAUAAGUAGGAGUUCCACUUAUUUUUUUUUUUUUUUUUUUUGAAUUUCCCAGUAUAUUUAUCACUUGUUCAGUGUUAGUGUUAGAAAUACCUUUUACAUUAAAAUAAAACAAAUUUAUACGUAA
Molecule: messenger RNA, 1680 nt
Organism: Sipha flava (yellow sugarcane aphid)
Lineage: Eukaryota; Metazoa; Arthropoda; Insecta; Hemiptera; Aphididae
Product: small glutamine-rich tetratricopeptide repeat-containing protein alpha-like
Exons: 7
Coding region: 173-1213 (346 amino acids)
Biological process (GO): post-translational protein targeting to endoplasmic reticulum membrane
Cellular component (GO): TRC complex; membrane
Molecular function (GO): protein binding; molecular adaptor activity
Source: RefSeq, a predicted model, not a curated record